Messenger RNA from Manis javanica (Malayan pangolin), 9473 nucleotides. RefSeq names its product exocyst complex component 5 (gene EXOC5). NCBI's taxonomy places the organism in Eukaryota, Metazoa, Chordata, Mammalia, Pholidota, Manidae. Gene Ontology annotation, biological process: Golgi to plasma membrane transport; exocytosis. Gene Ontology annotation, cellular component: exocyst; cytoplasm. The record is from RefSeq and is a predicted model, not a curated record.
CGCCUGGGCUCUGUGGGGAGUAGGGGAGCCCGCGGCAGCCCGGGGCCGGGGCUGGCGAGCCGAGCGGGGACCUGUGCGCGGCGCCGCUGAGGCGCAGUAUGUGAACAGGAGACGGCAUCCAGUGCGAGGCAAGCCUCUCAGCCGGCCGGGAUGGCUGCGACGGCCGAGCUCUUCGAGGAGCCUUUUGUGGCAGAUGAAUAUAUUGAACGUCUUGUAUGGAGAACCCCAGGAGGAGGUUCUAGAGGGGGACCUGAAGCUUUUGAUCCUAAAAGGUUAUUAGAAGAAUUUGUAAAUCAUAUUCAAGAACUCCAGAUAAUGGAUGAAAAGAUUCAAAGAAAAGUAGAAAAGCUAGAGCAACAGUGUCAGAAAGAAGCCAAGGAAUUUGCCAAGAAGGUACAAGAGCUCCAGAAAAGCAAUCAGGUUGCCUUCCAACAUUUUCAAGAACUAGAUGAGCACAUCAGCUAUGUAGCAACCAAGGUCUGUCACCUUGGAGACCAGCUGGAGGGGGUAAACACACCCAGACAACGGGCAGUGGAGGCUCAGAAACUGAUGAAAUACUUUAAUGAAUUUCUAGAUGGAGAAUUGAAGUCUGAUGUUUUUAUAAAUUCUGAAAAGAUAAAGGAGGCAGCAGACAUCAUUCAGAAGUUGCACCUAAUCGCCCAGGAGUUACCUUUUGAUAGAUUUUCAGAAGUAAAGUCCAAAAUUGCAAGUAAAUACCAUGAUUUAGAAUGCCAACUGAUUCAGGAGUUUACCAGUGCUCAAAAAAGAGGUGAAAUUUCCAGAAUGAGAGAAGUAGCAGCAGUUUUACUUCAUUUUAAGGGUUAUUCCCAUUGUGUUGAUGUUUAUAUAAAGCAGUGCCAGGAGGGUACUUACUUGAGAAAUGAUAUAUUUGAAGAUGCAGCAAUACUCUGUCAACGGGUGAACAAGCAAGUUGGAGAUAUCUUUAGUAAUCCAGAAACAGUACUGGCUAAACUUAUUCAAAAUGUAUUUGAAAUUAAACUACAGACUUUUGUGAAAGACCAGUUAGAAGAAUGUAGGAAGUCUGAUGCAGAGCAGUAUCUCAAAAAUCUCUAUGAUUUAUAUACAAGAACCUCAAAUCUUUCCAGCAAGUUGAUGGAGUUUAACUUAGGUACUGAUAAACAGACUUUCUUGUCUAAGCUUAUCAAAUCCAUUUUCAUUUCCUAUUUGGAGAACUAUAUUGAGGUGGAAACUGGAUAUUUGAAAAGCAGAAGUGCUAUGAUCUUACAGCGCUAUUAUGAUUCAAAAAACCAUCAAAAGAGAUCCAUUGGCACUGGAGGUAUUCAAGAUUUGAAAGAGAGAAUUAGACAACGUACCAACUUACCUCUUGGGCCAAGUAUCGAUACUCAUGGGGAAACUUUCCUGUCCCAAGAAGUGGUGGUUAAUCUUCUACAAGAAACCAAACAAGCCUUUGAAAGAUGUCAUAGGCUCUCUGAUCCUUCUGAUUUACCAAGGAAUGCCUUUAGAAUUUUUACCAUUCUGGUGGAAUUUUUAUGUAUUGAGCAUAUCGAUUAUGCUUUGGAAACAGGACUUGCUGGAAUUCCUUCUUCAGAUUCUAGGAAUGCAAAUCUCUAUUUUUUGGAUGUUGUGCAACAAGCCAACACCAUUUUUCAUCUUUUUGACAAGCAAUUUAAUGAUCACCUUAUGCCACUAAUAAGCUCUUCUCCUAAGUUAUCUGAAUGCCUUCAGAAGAAAAAAGAAAUAAUUGAACAAAUGGAGAUGAAAUUGGAUACUGGCAUUGAUAGGACAUUGAAUUGUAUGAUUGGACAGAUGAAGCAUAUCUUGGCUGCAGAACAAAAGAAAACAGAUUUUAAGCCAGAAGAUGAGAACAAUGUUUUGAUUCAGUAUACAAAUGCCUGUGUUAAAGUCUGUGCUUAUGUAAGAAAGCAAGUGGAGAAGAUUAAAAACUCCAUGGAUGGGAAGAAUGUGGAUACAGUUUUAAUGGAACUUGGAGUACGUUUUCAUCGACUUAUUUAUGAGCAUCUUCAACAAUAUUCCUACAGUUGUAUGGGAGGCAUGUUAGCAAUUUGUGAUGUAGCUGAAUAUAGGAAAUGUGCCAAAGACUUCAAGAUUCCACUGGUAUUACAGCUUUUUGAUACUCUGCAUGCACUUUGCAAUCUUCUGGUAGUUGCCCCAGAUAAUUUAAAACAAGUCUGCUCAGGAGAACAACUUGCUAAUCUGGACAAGAAUAUUCUUCACUCCUUCGUACAACUUCGUGCUGACUAUAGAUCUGCCCGACUUGCUCGACAUUUCAGCUGAGGUUGAAUAUAAGGGAAAUGUGUUGUACUUCAGCAGGCUUUGGUUGUUAGAAAGCACAGGAGAUUUCUUAUGACACAGCUAACAUUUUGCGGAAAAAUGACUGUGGAGAAACAGUGGCUGUACUUACCCUUGAGAUUUUUUUUUAAUUUGGACACUCCUAGCCAGCCAUAUUUUGCUUUUUCUCCUUAGGUGAAUUUUAAUUCCAUUCUUGAACUUAUAAAUUUCAAAUUCCAUGAAACUAAGUCACUGUUUUCAUCCUGGAAAAUGUUGGUGUCAGAAGGCAAAUGAGAUGUUAACCAGUGUUGUGGUACAUGUUCUUUAACAUACUCCAUUGGGAAAGUUCCCCAUCCUGUUUUGUAUUAAUGGCAAAAUACAGCAAAACUGCAUAUAUUAUUUAUUCAUUUUUAACAACUUUUUCAGCACUGGUAUUUAUAAUCAAGUUAUUUUAGGUUUUCCUAGAGAAAGUUAACAAUUGAGCAUAAUUUCUGUAGUUGGUUGAUUGGAUUUUUUUCUGAGAUACAACAAUAAUACUAUUCCAAGGAAAAUGUUAUAAUCUAAAUGUAUCAUGUAGCUUUUAGGAGUGGAUCAGAAUACUCUGCUUUCUGGGUAAAAAAAAAACCUUAAAGUUUACUAUUUCUUAUUUGGUAAACAUUUUAAGCCAGUGCUAGUGAGAGGUUAAUGGGACCUACCUUAUUUUAUAUUUCGCUUAAGGUAGAGGACCUUAACUAAAACACCAUAUUUAUUCAUUAUUUUAAUAUUGUAAGGGAAAUAAAAAAGUGCGGUAUAGUCUAAAUGGUGCAUAUGAGGAUAUGUUUCACAACAAUGCAAUCCUUUAAGAUUUCUAACUUAAACUGGAAUAAGAUGGGAUACCUAAAUAUGCAGGUAGUCUUCUAUGUUAAGUGUAAUUGGGAAUUGAUAGAUAACAUUAUAUAUUCUAAGUCUGGAGAUGAACUUUGCAAAGACUAGUUGCUUUUCAAAUCUAUAGUUUCUGUCAUUGUCUUUUUCAAGGCAUUUCUGAAGCAGUUCCUUCUUAAUGUAGUUAAUUGAAUUGGCUUAAUAUGGUGGCAUAAUAAAUCACUUACAAAAUUUUAAACAUCAAGUGGAAAUUUAGAAAGGCCGUUUACUCUAUAAACUUUAUACACUUGCUCUACGAGAAUGCAUUCUUAACUAUAUAGUAUUUCAGCUUCCAUUGUGCUGUUUAUAGUCUUUCAGGAACAGAUAAACUAAUGUUCAACUCAUUCUUCGCACUUUUUCCCUCUAAUAUAGCCUUUUUGACCUAAUUUUGGACAGUAACUUCUCCUUUGAGAAUAUGUUUCCAAAUGGUUAUCAACUUUACCAAAAGUUCCAGGUCCAGAGCUAGCUACUAUUUCAGUUACUGUUGACUGAAUUUUCCUUAUUUUCUGUUUAGCCCAGUGUUAUCAAGGUAAGCAAGAGAAAUGAAGUAUGCCAACUUUUGUCAAAGCAUUCUAGGAAACUGCGGCAGCCUUAGAAGGCAGUCUAGUUUCUGUUCUUUAGCCAAGGGAGAGGCAGAACAGGUUUUGGAUUCUAGAGAAAGGCAUAUGCUUGUACUGUUGCCACUUUACAAAGCUAUGAUGUGAAUUCAAAUUAUACCUCUGUUACUUAAAGCCAACAAUUCUAAAGCAGUAGUUUUACUGGCCAGUUGAACUCUUUGUACACAGUGUCAAUUUGUUUAAAAAAAAAGAAAAAGAAAAAAAAAAGAAAAAUCUCAAAUAAAACAUGAGAGAACAUUUUAAGACUUUCAAAUCAGAGAAGUGCUUCAAAUCAUUUUGUUUGGAUUAGUUUUUUAAAUGUAAAGCAUAUACCUGUUGCUUAGAUAUUUUGUUAAUUAUUAUUUCUGUGCUUGAGUUCUGUACAGUAUUUUCCAUUUUGUCCAUUGACAGUGCAGUGACAAAGAAAAUUCACAAGUGAAUACUUAAUUUAGAAGUAUUAACAUUAAUGCUCAAUAAACAAAUUCCCUACAGUUGUUUUAUUUUUUAAUUUCCAUUUUUACAUUUAAAGACAUCCAUCCUGAAUUUUAUAAAUGACUUUUGUUUAAAUUUUUAAGAUGUUCCUUAUUUUUCAUAGCAUAGGUCUUCUCACUUCCUUUUUUAACAGAAAAAUACUUGACUGUAUGACCAAGAUUAGAAAUUCAGCCUAAACAGAUUGUCUUUCUCUAGAAAAAAAUUUUUUGUUGUAUAAAACAAUAUGCAUUCUUUGUAUUCCGAUUUUUUAAGUAUUUUCCAUAUUUAUGGCUACUAUAAAAUUUUGUGCAAAUUUGUGGCUCAAAAAAGAUGAGCAAUAAGUAAAAUGUUUUCCAUAAACACGUGGUAAAGUUUUAAGGUAGUGAUAAUGGAACUUUGUAUAUUAAUAACUUCAGCCAACAUUUGAAUAGGGAGAAUCUGCAGUUUUCCACAGUUACAUAUAAGCUAACAUGCAAUAUUUAGGUAGUGUUUUGAAGUUGAAAAUAAGCUCUAAACUACUACAAAUUAUUUUUCUAAAAUUUGAGUAUGUAUAUUUAUAUAAAGUGGUACAGAAAGUGAAACAUAGAACACAAGUUUAAGAAGAAAGUCUACCUUCCCUAAGUUAAAAUACUGAAAAUGACAGCCACAGUAGAUUAACAAUCGAAGAAUUACUAAAUAAUGGCUGAAUGGAUCUUUAGACAGUUGACAGACUAUUCUAAGAUAAUUAUUAACCUCAUUUUGAGAUCACCAUGAUUGCAAAUCCCUACCAUUUCCUUUAUUUUAAAACGUGCUGCGAAGUAGAUUAACUUAUGAGAUAUUUUAUACCUUUUUCUUCCCUCUUUCACUUUAAAUAUUUCACUAUCUGAAUAUCAGUCUUGUGGCUCACAGUGAAAUAAUUUAAUUAUCAGCCAGUAGAUUGAUCCACAGUGGAGAAUGUACUGCUUCCUUAAAAUGUCUUUCUCACUUCUAUGGUGGGGAAUAUUUACAGGUAUCCAAUUAAAAAGAUUUUGGUUCAUAAAAUGCCACAAAAUCCCUUAAGGUGGUCAUGUUUAUAUGGCAAUGUCUAAGGUAUGCUUGAACUGUUAGGUGAGAAUAAGCAAGAUUUAGAGUGCAUAAUUUGUUACUGACUUAAAUGUUCACAUCUGGGAGAGAGUUUAACUUUUUUUUAAUUCAGAAAUAUUCAGCAUAUUACUUAUAUAUUGCUCAUUGACUCAGAAGUGUGAGAUGUUUUCUAGAAGCAUACUGAAUUCUCCUGAUUUCUAAUGGAGAAUUUGACAAUAAAAAGCUUUCUGUGCUUUCAUCCAAUUAGGUUAACUACAUUCAGUACCUGUAGUACUUCUCUCUGCUUGAGAAACUCUGUCCUAAAAUACAUUGUGUACUUUGAAGGAAAAGACUAGUCCAUAUUGUUAAAAUGAAUAAUUCUACAUAAAGCAAAAACAGUGAUUUUAAAAUUUGGAUGCAUAAUAAAGAUAAUUAUACCUACAUUUAUUGACUUAAGUCCCAUGCACUCUGUUAAGCCCUUUGCAUACAAUCUCAUUAGAUUCCAAAGCAGCCCUGGAAGUUGAGUACUAAUAUCUCUACUUGACAGAUGAAAACCCAAGGCACAAAAUGGCUAACUAGACCUGUUCAAGGUCUACAGGUAGUAAAAAGACUCAGAUUGAAACCUAAGUCUUUCUCACUCAUUCUUUGUGUUCAAUAUACUCUCCUUAUGUAGCAUUAAUUAAAUAGGUCCUUUCAUUGAUAGGCUCAUUAGUUUUCUUAGUCUAAUUUUCUUUUCAUCCAAUAUGUGGUUCUUAUUGUCAUAUUUAGAUUAUGAAGUUGAUAUACAGGGUCAGUAUCUAAUUUACUAUUGGAUUUUUUUUAAUGUGUCCAAUAUAUGGUCAUACUUUUAAAAUUUUGUUUUUAAAAUUUUAUAAAUGGUCAUGAAAUUAAAAUGAAUCUUAAGUUUGUACCUAAUAGAAAUCUUUCCAUCAAAAUGUUCUCUUUAAUGAGUAUUAUUUUACAUAAUCCUAAUACUAUUUCUGUUCAAUAAUUUUUACAAUGGGAAGAGUUCAGGUAUUUUGUAUGGUAUUUUGUAACAUGGGAGUAAAUGACAACUCUGUCUGGAAGAUGUGAAGAAAUCAAUAUUUCUGCCUCCAAAAUCAGACUAUUUUAAUGUCAUAAGUUUGCCAAUUCUAUUAAUUACUUGGUACAGUGGUAGUUCUUAAAUGGCUAAUGUUGAAGUGAACAUGUAGGGAAAAAAUGUGCUCAGUGUAUUGCAGUAGGCAGUCAUUUUCAUGUAAUCAAAAAUUGCAUGUUUAAUCUUUUAAAAAUUGCCUUAAAUCUUUUAACUUGUAUUCCUACCACUGAUCAGUCCUUUCCCUUUCCAGAUUUAGGUGAGAAGCUACCCCUCAAGUGUAUAUAAGAGAAAAACCUGACAUUAGAACUCUAAUUGGUGAUUUGAAGCAGCUAGGUUGAUAACCCUGGGCUUAACAAGAUUUAUAUUUUCACUCUAGGCCCUAUAUACUUUAACACUAUUAUUUGGGAGGUAACAGUAAACAUCAGUUUUUGUGACUAAUACCACUUUUUGAGAGAGAGACAGACAAGUAAUUAACCAUACUCAUUCAUUUUCUAAGUGGUUUAGAAGGUUGCAGUGUGCCUCACCAUACAAAGCCAAUUUAAAUGUGAAUAUAUCACUUCAUACUCCAAAUAGCAAACCUCAGAGGAAAGUCAUUUAUUCAGAAGGCAUAGAUUUGUGCUAGACAGUAGUGAUGCAUUACAAAUAUAUAAUCAUUUGCACUAAUAUUUGAGCAAGUGGAAUGGAUUAGAACAUGGUCAACAUUAUGCUGCUGAUAACAUGUGUUUUUCUAUAUUAUAUACUAUGCAAUGUGUAUUAAAAUUGUCAAUAAUCCAUUUUAGCCAAUAUACUAAUAUUUAUAUUACUGUGUUGAAGAGACAGUGAACCACUUUCGAUUUAAAAGUCUGAAACUGGAAUUAAGUUGACUUUCAAAAAUCAUUUACAUUAGUUUUUCAUCACCGGCAGGUCAGUCAGUAAAACAUAGAAUUAACAGUCACUGGAGACUUAACAGAAGAAGUUUGGAGGGGCAGGGAACUGAAAUGAGUUAAGUUUCAUUUAUGCUCAGAUGAAUGGCAUCCUUUUGUUUUAGUCACUGGCAAUCUUGAAAGAAAAUGUCUUAUCCCUUCCAGAGUAUCUUCUUAUUAAUAAACUAAGUGUGAAGAUUGGAUAGAAUGAACUCGAAGCAAUCAAUCUCCAAUGGUAGACUUCCAAAUUUUCUAGAUUAAACUUUAAGAGGUAGGAUGCCCUGUAAUCCUAGUCAGGUGCCUUUGAAUGAGGCCUUCCCUUUUUACUGGCUUAUCAUUUUAAUCUUCAUUCUGUGGACAAAUUUGGUUCCUUUGAAUUCUAGCAUUUCGUUGUGACAUUUCUAUCAAACUAGCUUUUUACUAUAGAGAAUAGUAUCCAAAUAGAAUCUGGACAGUGCUGAUCUAAAGAAAACUGAAACUACCUCUAAGUAUAUUGUUUGCAAAUGCUGUUUGCUGUUCAGAGUAUUCACAUGAAAUUAUGUGAAAAUACUUUAUAAUAUUAAGUGCCUCUGUAUUAGGAUUCUCUAGUAGAAUGUAUUUUCAGUUUUUGCCACAGAGGGGAGAAGUUAUUUUUAUCAUAACACCUACAUUUUUGUUUGAUUUUAAAAAACAGAAUUCAAAUAACUUACCUCUUUUGAAUAUCUAUGAACAUAUCACUAUCCUAACUAAUGGGGAGAAAAAGAGAAAGUGUGUGUGUGUGUGCAUGUGUGUGUUUAUAUAAGAUUCUGAAAGACGUGUGAAAAAAAUUUCUGGGUCAAUUAAUGACUAAAUCGUUUUGAAGAACAUGUAUGUGCACAAUGGACAAAGGAAUUGGACAAAGUUAUUGGAAUUAAAAUUAUGUUUUUAGAGUUAUAGAUAAUUGAACUCCUUUAUCAAGUCUUUACAAAUAGUAAGAAUCUAUUGGUUAGUUUUCUGCAUUCUGCUGUUUAAAGAAAAAAAUUUUAAACAAUCUCAAACUUUACAGAAAGGUUGUAAAUACCUUACAAAUAAAACGUUCCCACUUUGAGACUUAAGUUGCUGUCAUGAUGCCCCAUUGCCCUCUAAUACUUUAUCUUCAGAAAGAAUGAAUUCUGUAUAACCAUAAUACAACCAUCAAACUGAGGAAGCUAACUAAUAUCAAUACAUUAUUCCCAUCUAAUCCUCAGACCCCAUUCAAGUCUCACUAACUGUUUUUCUGUGGUCCAGUAAAAAACCAUGUGUUGCCUUGGAACAUUUCCUCAGUCUUUCCUUGACCUGUGCUAUCCUCAGCACUCUUGUAAAUUACAGGCCAGUUAUUUUGUAAAACAUUCUUACGUUUGGUUUUAUCUGUUUAAUCAUAAUUAGAUGCCAGCUGUGCUUGUUUGGCAGGGAUAUUACAGAAGUGAUUCUGUGUUCUCACUGCACCCGGUCAGGUAGUACACAGUUUCAGUUUGCCCCAUUUCUGAUGAUGUUCUUUUUGGUCAUUUGUUUAAGGUACUCCCCACUGUAAAGUUACUGUUUUUCCCUUUGUAUUUUGUGGGGAGGCAGUUUGAAGCUAUGUAUAUAUCCUGCUCCUAAUCGAAAUUUAAAUUUAUCAGUAUGGAUUCAGGAUUUUCUAGUCAGUGGAUUAUAAUCUGUUAUUUAUUUUGCAUCUCAGACUGUCCCACAUUUAGCCCCCAGUGGGAGCACCUUCAAGUUGGCUGCUUUGCCAUAUUGCCAUCAUUUUUUAAGCACUUUCUUUGGAAAAACAGGUUUUUCCAACCUUAUCUUAUACUUGCCUUGCUCCAGCUCUGGAAUUGGCCAUUUCUCCUCCUUUUAGUGGAAAUUGGUAUUUAGGAGGCAUGAUUUGUGUGUGAGAUGUGAUUAUUAUGAUUGGGAUGUCACUGCCCCCCAUUAGUUCUCAGUGGACGGUGCUAGGGGGCUUUAUGUGUAUUUACGCACAUGUGUAUAUUUUAAAUUUACACAUACGUACACACACUCCCUCCCCUCUGUGACACUCUUCUCAUCCCACUUGAGCUCCAACACCCAAUACUGGGUUUCUCUCCUACCCCACUGAGAAGGGAAGCUUCCUUAACCCCUCAGUCACUGAAGCUUUGGCUUUAGGACAAAAUCGGGGGAAUGAAAUGGUCAUUAAGAAAACAUGUAAAGAUUUAAAAAUUUGAAAUAAAAAUUACUCUUAAUUUCAUAAAUAAAAAA